Messenger RNA from Rosa chinensis, 1653 nucleotides. RefSeq names its product F-box/FBD/LRR-repeat protein At1g13570. The transcript has a single exon. Gene Ontology annotation, molecular function: protein binding. Lineage: Eukaryota; Viridiplantae; Streptophyta; Magnoliopsida; Rosales; Rosaceae. The coding region runs from base 1 to 1653 and encodes 550 amino acids. The record is from RefSeq and is a predicted model, not a curated record.
AUGGAGUUGGACAGAAUAAGCAACUUACCAAGUAAUGUUACACAACAAAUUUUGUCAUAUUUGCCGAUCAAGGAUGCAGGGAAGACAAGUAUGUUAUCAAAAGACUGGAGGUUCAAAUGGGCUAUGCUUCCUUCUCUUGUUUUUGAUCAUGAAAUAGAUGACGUGGACAGUGUGGAUCACGUUCUCUUACUUCACCCUGGUCCCAUAUUCUCUUUCAAGCUUUCUGCACAAAACAUUAUGGACAAAAGUGCUAUUAACCGAUGGAUUCGUCAUCUAUCAAGACAACCUAUCAGACAGUUCAUACUGAAAGGGUGUUAUAAUUUUUAUAGUAAUAGGCGACCUUACGAUGUAUCUUCCUCUUUGUUUUCUUGUCAAGAUUUGACUCAUUUAGAGUUAAGCGAUUGUUCGCUAAGACUCCCGUGGACUUUCAAUGGCUUCAGGAUGUUGAGGACCCUUAAUAUUAAGAGAGUUACUGUGGCCCGAGAUGAAUUGGAAAAGAUGAUUGUUUGUAGUCCUUUGCUUGAGAGAUUAACUCUACGUGACUUACAGGGUAUCACCCGUCUCAAGAUUCACGCACCAAAUCUCCAAUUCCUUAAAGUUCGAGGAGAUUUUGAAGAUGUUGAACUUACGAAUACCUUGAAUCUUGUUCAUGUUUCACUUGACCGAAAUAGGGCUCAUUGGAGAGGGGACAGACUGCUCAACUCUUGUGUUAAGUUGCCUUAUAUCAAAAGGCUCACAAUUGAGGGUUGCAUUUUAGAGUCUGCUACUGGUUCCUUGCCGAAGGAGCUGCGUAGACCAUGUCUAUAUCUGAACUUUCUUUCUAUAAACAUACGCUUGAAUAACUUGGAGGAGAUUUCAACUGUUAUGUGCCUUCUCAGAAGCUCACCUGCUCUGCAGGAACUAGAAAUUUCAGUUCGCCAACAAUAUGAGGAGGCUACUACCGCUAGAGAAGCAACUCCUUGGUUAAAUGACAACCAGAAUUGGGAAUUCAGCAAACUGCAACGUGUGAAAGUAACCGGCUUCUCUGGUGCCCAAGCUGAAGUAGACUUCAUCAAAUUUCUGUUUUUAAGCUCCCCUGCUCUCCAAGAACUAGAAGUUUCAGUUUACCAAAAAGACGAGACUGUUGUAGGAGAAGUGGACUAUUCUUGGUUAAAUAACGACCAAAAUUUUGCACACACCCAACUGCGACUUUUGAAAGUAACCGACUUUUGUGGUGAAGUAGAAUUCAUCAAGUUUCUGCUUUUAAGCUCCCCUGCUCUUCAAGAACUACAUAUUUUGUUUAGAGAGAAUGAUCAUAAGAACAAGAUAAGAAACAAGUGGUUAGACGAUGCUGCUAUGGGAGAUGAGGACAACCGGAAUUGCACAUUCACCCAACUUCGAGUUAUGAACAUUAGUGGCUUUUUUGGUGCCAAAGCUGAAGUAGGUUUCAUCAGAUUUUUGCUUACAAGUUCACCUAUGCUUGAGAGGAUAACUCUUCAACCUGCUUCUGCCAAAGUUCCUUGGGAAGUAAGUAAGCUGUUGAACGAGUUCAAGUCCAACUCGGUACAUACAAAUUUGAAGUUGUUGGACCCAUUAAAUCCUUCUGCUGACUACCACUCCCGAGGCUCUAGAUGUAGAACCCCACUUUGUUCUGACUACUCCUGUUAUGAUUGA